AUGCCAGUGAAAUGUUGUUUCUACAGGUCACCAAACACAGAAACAAUGGCAUGGUCUGAAAAUAUGGACACACUCUUAGCCAAUGAAGAGGGUCUAGAUGCUUUUCGAACAUUUCUAAAAUCUGAGUUUAGUGAAGAAAAUGUUGAGUUCUGGCUUGCCUGUGAAGACUUCAAGAAAACAGAAAAUGAAGAAAAAAUUGCUUCCAAAGCCAAGAUGAUUUACUCUGAAUUCAUUGAAGCCGAUGCACCUAAAGAGGUGAGUGAACUACUUCAGAAUAGUGAAGACUCAUCCCCGCAGCUCUGCUCUCAGCUGGAAGGCAUUACAUUCACAUGA
Molecule: messenger RNA, 333 nt
Organism: Propithecus coquereli (Coquerel's sifaka)
Lineage: Eukaryota; Metazoa; Chordata; Mammalia; Primates; Indriidae
Gene: RGS21
Product: regulator of G-protein signaling 21
Exons: 3
Coding region: 1-333 (110 amino acids)
Source: RefSeq, a predicted model, not a curated record